Nannospalax galili (Upper Galilee mountains blind mole rat) is the source of this 2096-nucleotide messenger RNA. RefSeq names its product coiled-coil domain containing 96 (gene Cfap184). Gene Ontology annotation, cellular component: ciliary basal body; axoneme. Bases 208 to 1764 code for a protein of 518 amino acids. Gene Ontology annotation, biological process: cilium assembly. NCBI's taxonomy places the organism in Eukaryota, Metazoa, Chordata, Mammalia, Rodentia, Spalacidae. The transcript has a single exon. The record is from RefSeq and is a predicted model, not a curated record.
CGGGCCACGCCCCUCGUGGCGUUCGCAGCCAAUCAGAAGCCCCCUCCGCCUGCUCGUGGGCUCUCGUUGGCCUGCUCCGGCCGGGAGGCGGGGAGGAGGGGGCCGGGCGGCCGACCAAUCGCGGGGCCCAGCGCGCGCGCCCCGGUUGCCCCGGGAAACCUAACUGCGGGGUCGCAGCGAGCCACAGCUCCGGCACGGCGGGUGAGCAUGGACAGCCACGACGGGGACACCCAGGGCGAAGGCGGAGCGGAGGAAGGCCGGUCCAGGGAGCUGUCCGAGGCCACAGUGGACUACAAACGCCACAUCCCGGCCAACGCUGCGGAGCCCGAGCCCGAGGCAGACGCGGAGCCUUCCGACAGGGGCGAUUACCGGCAUGUCGAGCCCCUGGAAGCGGCCACCGAGACCUCGGGAGACGCCCGGCCCGGGGAGCCGGAGCCCGAGUCGGAGUCCGAUUACGAGACCGAGGAGGGGCCCUACGGGUGGGAGAAGUCGGAGGACAAGGCGAGGAAGGCGAAGAGCAAGGAGUCGCGGUUCCGGCCCGCUCUGCCGUUGACCACGAUCGUCGAGGAGGGGGUUGCGCCCGUCCAACAGGCUUGGAAAGAGAGAGCAAAGAGGGAGUCCGAGGACAGAGCGAGGGAAGGCGGCCAGGAGGCUGGAGAACGCCACGAGAAGAGCAGGGAAGAGCAUCCUCAGGACCGGGAGGAGGACGACGAGUCCGACGACGACUACGAGUGGCCCUUGGAGGUGCAGAAGCUGCAGGAGCAGCAGCUGCGUGGCGAGCUCGUAGACCAGUACCACGCCCUGCUGGUGGAGCGGAACCGCUACCAGCGCUACAACCUGUACCUGCAGCAGAAGAUCUGCGAGGCUCUGCGGAAGAAAGGCCUGGAAGCGGCCGAAGCCCGGGACAAGGGGGUAGAGCCCGAGUCCCCCGACAAGGAGCGCGCCUACUUGCGAUACCUAGCCAUGCUGGAGGAGCUGAAGAAACAGGAGGCGGACGACCUGGAGUGGUACCGCCAGGAGGUGCACGAGCUGAAGAGGCUGUGCCAGGAGAGGCGGGCCAUGGUGGAGAAGGAGUGGCGCCGAUUCCAGGCCCUCAAGAAGCAGGUGGUGAUGCAGGUCAUGGGCAGCUGCCGCCUGCGCGGUGGGCGCCAGGCUGCCCUACGCGAGGUGGAGCAGAUCCAGGCGCUGGAGGACAAAAAGGAGGAGGAGAUGAGCGCCGUGCGGUUGGAGAACGUGCAGCUGAGGCGGAGCCUGGUGCAUUUCGAAACCAGGAUGAAGGCCCAGCAGGACUUGGCUGAAGGGCUGCUGCUCAUUGACUUCGAGCAGCUCAAGAUCGAGAACCAGAUCUUCAACGAGAAAGUGGAGGAAAGAAACGAGGAACUCUUGAAACUGCGCAACAAGGUGACCAAUAACGUGCAAACAAUAACGCACGUGAAGGAGAAGCUGCACUUCGUGGAUAUGGAGAAUUCGUGCAAAAGGGCCCAGCUUCUGGAAGUUGAUGCUCAGGUAGCCCUAGGAAGGGACAUCCUGACGAAGACUAAGCAAGCCCGAGACAGCCUGCAAAUUGACAACAUUAAACUCAGUCAGAAAUGUGGGCUUCUGGGUAAGGAAUCACUCCUCAGGGACUUGGAGGAAAAGGUGGAGAAGACGGAACUGCUCAGUCGUCGUCUGGAAUCGCUGAAGCACCACCAUGCCGGGCUCACCCUGUCCUGUAAAGGUGUGAAGCAGAAGAUCGGGGAAGCCAAAGCCUUCCUCCCCAGCUGACAGUCCUGCAGCCUGUGCUGUGUGCAGAAAGUGCAGGAGCCCAGCAAACCGCGCCGUGCUCCUCUGCUCUUUGAAAAGCCUGGGAUACCUUGGAUGGAACUAUUUUAUCAGUUUUCAGCCAGCACCUUCGGUUAACAAUAGUUACACAUGGGGUUAAUGAAAAUAGAUCUAGAGAGACAAAAGGGGGCGAUCAAACUGAUAUAUGAAAAUCUUUACAGCUCAGCAAUCCCAUAAUCAAGGGCUGAGCCUUAAGGCGGUACUGUUCCUCCACUGAAUGUAAGGAUGGUGUAAGGGUCAGUGGGCAAGGGACAAAGAUUCCUGUACAUUGGUCU